Molecule: messenger RNA, 1601 nt
Organism: Hevea brasiliensis (rubber tree)
Lineage: Eukaryota; Viridiplantae; Streptophyta; Magnoliopsida; Malpighiales; Euphorbiaceae
Exons: 6
Coding region: 133-885 (250 amino acids)
Cellular component (GO): nucleus
Molecular function (GO): protein N-terminal-serine acetyltransferase activity; histone H2A acetyltransferase activity; histone H4 acetyltransferase activity
Source: RefSeq, a predicted model, not a curated record
UUUCCAAACCGUCUAGGUGGAUCGCUGGUCUCCUCACAUUUGUAGCCCGAGUUGGUGUACGGCCCAAACAAACAUUUGCAAGGGAAAAAGGAUACUGAGUUAACCGGCGUAGCCUCUUGGGCAGCGGCGGCGAUGGGGUCGACUGCCCUCUCCACCAACCUUCAAAGUAACAAACAGAGCAACAUUACCACACAAAGGAUGCCUAAACGCAGAGAGAUUUUGGAAAAGAAGAAGGCAGUAGAUGAAUUGAUCAAAGCAGCUUCUGCCGUUAAGGAUCAUCUUGCUUCUUUCCCAUCCUUUCGCCAGUUUGAUACCAAUGGGCUGUCGGUGUACUUGGAAUCUGGGAGAGGGGAUAAACUCACCUCUUCUCUUAAGCGACGUCUUCAAAACCUUCUCAAGGAUAAUAUGGAGAGGCAUUAUGGCCCUGAGUGGGCUGCUGAAGAGAAGGUGAAGCGAUGGGAAAUGGUUACGCCAGAAGCACGUCAUAUAUUAUUGUAUGAGGCUUCACAUAAUGAAGAAAAGGUGAUAUUAGAUAGGGACGAUUCGUUGGUUGGCUUUGUACAUUACCGGUUUACUCUAGAAGAGGGUUUGCCUGUUCUUUAUGUGUAUGAAAUUCAGCUGGAAUCUCGUGUGCAAGGGAAGGGAUUAGGGAAAUUCAUAAUGGAAUUGCUUGAGCUUAUUGCUCGUAAGAACUGCAUGAGCUCCAUUGUCUUAACUGUCCAAAAAGCAAAUGUAGUAGCUAUGAAUUUCUAUACAAGUAAGCUGAGAUAUGCUAUAUCGAGUAUUUCACCAUCAAGAGUUGAUCCACUGAUUGGAGCUCAGAAGAAUUAUGAAAUUCUUUGCAAAGCGUUUGAUAAUGAAGCUAAAGCCAUAUUGGAGGCAUAAAUUAUUAGUCACUUUUGCUGGAUGUUUGUCUUUUCAUAUGUUCUUGUGCUUGUGCAAAUAUUGUAAGGAGGCAAAUAUCUGUGCAUGUGUGCUCUGAUGCAGAUAUCAUGAGGGAUCACAAUGUGAUGCAGCACACUAGUGGUGGUCUUCUUGUGGAAAAGGGGUCUUAUUUCACAGUGAUAAUGCAUUAAAAUAUGAAGACUAACAAAAUUGCGAAAAUGGAACUAUUGAUAGGAAAAAUCAAAUUGAAAAAAUUGAAAAUUCUGAUGCUAAAAUCUAAAAUUAUUUCUUACAAGAAGAUUAGUCCAAGAAAAAUUUCAGGCUACAGCUUUGGAAGAAUAGACUGAUUCAAGUGCUUCUUAAGAAAAAUUUCUCUCAGGACUGGAGUACUUUCUUUCCAAUUGACUUCACUUAUUUAAUUGACUCCGCCCACUCUGUACAUGGCUCUGCCUAGCAACGUUUAACCCCUGUACGUUCAACUCACUCUCUGUCCCAUAGAUUUGUUUUUCCCCAUACUCACUGAAACCAUUCUACUUCUUGGCAACAUAAACCUAAUAAAAGGUCACUUCUUCGUCACAUCCGCCAUUGGAGUUGAACCUGUUUUUGUUUUUUAUAUUUUUUGUUUAUGAAAGCAACAUAUGUAUACUUUUUGUAUGCCAUGAGAGUAUUUAGUGUCAUCGGAAGUGUAUUAAUGAAGAAAAAAACAUUAAAUUUAA